AUAUGUUGCGCUGUAUUUGGAGACGUCCGGAAAAUCAUGGCGCUUGCGCGCUCGUGAACUUCACGUAGAUUUAUUUGUUCGUGGGUUUUGUUACCACGUGUGGAAAAAAAAUCGCGCUGUUGUGAACUGCGGAUGUGCGAGGACAUCGUUGUCAUCGGCGCUGUAGAAUGCUGCCGUCCAUAUCGAGGUUCAAAAGGCAUUAGCUGAGACGUCCAGCCAGUGCGCCCAUUUCGAUUGAGGUUCGCAUCUCGAUUUCCUUUCGCCCCCGCACUUCUGUGCGACCCGCUGCCCGAGCCAACGUCCAGCGAAGAUUUGUGUCGGAAGACUUUCGGCGACUAUGAUGAGAACAUGUGUUUUCGUUGCCCUUGUGCUAGUGUCAUACCUAUGCUGCCAAGUCGGCGAAGGAAAGACACCUUGGCAAGGUGUGGCUGUGUGACAGCGGCGGUGCUCUACUACUAUAAGGUGUCCCGGAUGUGAGCAUCUGCCAGUCCAGAUGGCAACCGGUGGUCGACGCAGGGUGGCCACUAAGCUCUACAGUGCGGCAGAGGACCUGGAUCAGAUCGCCAGGGAGGCGGAGGCCCGACUAGCACAGCGCAGGCAGGCCCGAGCCGAGGCCAGGGCAAUACGACUCCGGGAGCUCGAAAAGCAGGCCCGUGAAAAUGACGAGCAAUUGGACAGGCAUUGUGACAGUGGCCCAGAGCCUGUGCGACCAAUGCGCAUCUCGAGAGAGGGUCGCCCUUUCACAUCAAGCUCCUCCUACUCCGGGUCCCGAAGAAGCAGCGAGGACUCGACUGAUGGCCUCGAUGGCCGCGACAUCAGGCAUCAGCUACAAGAUGUUGAGGAGAGCUUCCGCAAGGCCAUGAUCAGCAAUGCACAGCUUGACAAUGAGCGCACCGCGCUGGCCUACCAUGUGGACACACUCAAGGAUGACAUGGAAGAGCUCACCGAAAAGUUCCUGCACGUGCAAAAGGAUCACAGGGAAAAAUCGCGGGCUCUGGACCAGUUACAGAGGGAUCUGCGGAAGCUACAGGAGGAGAACGCCAUGCUGCAAGAGGGCAUUCGGCAGCGAGAUGAGCUCAUUGAGGCAAACGGUCUAGUACUGGUGCAAAAUGGAGACGGUCCGGACUUGGUCACGCAGGAGGCAGCCGAACUAUUAGACCAGGCAGGACAUGGCUCCUUGGAUGUCCGGUUGAAGCGGUUUGCAGAAGAAAAGCAGCAACUCCAAGAUGAGAUCAAUCGACUGCAGUUGGACUUGGCUGAGGAACGCCAGAAAGUUUCUCGCCUAGAACAGAUCUCACUUGUGCAUGGCCCACAGACCAAUGGACCUGAAUUGAGGCUCAUUGAAGUGCAAAGGGAAGCCAACAAGCAGGUGGACGACUACAAGUACAGGCUGCGCAAAGCAGAGCAGGAGAAUAUUGCACUCCAGAGCACUGUGUCGCGUCUUGAGACGCAGGUCUUGCGCUUCAAGGCUACACUCGAGGAAUCCGAGAAGCUUGAAGAUGACCUGAAGGCUGAGAAACGCAAACUCCAGAGAGAGUGCCGAGAAGCUCAGGCCAGGAUCGAAGAGCUGGAGACGGCUAACAAGCACCUCCAAAAGCGUAUUGACAAGCUCAAGUCAGCACGGAACAGCCUCAAGUGACUCCAGAGCGCAGCGUCUCCAGUGCUGGCCAGAGCUUGCAUACAGGGGCUUCGAGGUUUAACUUAUUAUUACCACGCGGUCUCUGCCUUCCUCUUCCUCCUGCCCCGACCCCUGUGCUGUCCACAUAAUGCGUGAUGCAAGGCGUGCGAACAAGGCGCAUUCCACUUGCGGCGGCCUCUGCCAGCGCCUUCGGGCAUUAAUAACAAGCCAGCAGCCAUGCUGCGCGUGGGUUCAGUGUCAAGCCUGUGAAAUAUAGUUUGUUCCUGCAGUUUGUCUAGAAACCUGUACAUAUCUAGAGGCCAGGAGUCGCACAGAAACCGCCAUAUUUUGCUUUGCCCCCUGAGUGGUGUGCUCCCAUCCUCGUGGCAAUGAACAGUGUCUCAGCAUUCGCUACGUGCGCCACACUGCACACCGAAAACUUUAUGGUCGCAUGCGAACAUGCUCGAAGGCCAGUGACCACAGCGGUAGGCAAACGGCUGGCCUAUAUCCGUCCCGUAGAUGUGACCACGGGAUAGUACAGCUCUCGCAACUUUUUUCCAGCAGCUGGAUUUUAUACGAACACUGACGAUAAGCUAUUACUGGUAAUAUAAUUGCGUGAAUGUUUCUAAGACUUGCGGGAAUUUAAUGUGGUUGUGGUGGUUUGUGCGUAACAACACACAAUGUGGCUCGCAUUGUGUUUGUAUGGCUCGCAGAUCCAAUUUUUCGUGUUGCAACCAGUGUGUUGCAUGAGGGCCUCUUUGUCCACAGUGUGCUGGACCUUUCCCCGAUUUGGCGUGCCUACGUCUAGUGGUGCAGAAGCUCAAGCUUGAACGAAGUAUGCAAUUCUCGCCAUCUGAUGAUAAUAGGCCUGCAGAGAAGGUGAACUGCACACGUGCAUACAAUAAAAUGUCUACUUUUAAUUCUUUCACUCCCUUUUCUUCUUUAAUGAAAAGCCAAAGAGAAUGUUUCCGCUGGCAUCACUACAUGGCCAGUGUACACAUGUGCUGCUCGGUUUUUCUUAACGUUGCAGUUACGAGUGUCCCAUUGCACGGACUUGCCUUAAGUUCCCUUGCUGUUGUGCAGUUUCAUUUCAGUUAUUCUGCAGUGCACAAACUUGUCUAAUGUGCCUCUAGACGUCCUUGUUGAAGCAGGCAUGCUCCCUAGGGCAUAGCUCUAAGGUUUUGAGUUAGGCGAUCAUCUCUGUCCACUGGGCGAACGGCAUUUAGGGUGUGUGUUCUUGCCAGUUGAGCACGAGGUGAGACUGUGGAUCUAAGUGUGUGCAGUGCUGUGAUGUUCCCACGAGUGCCAAUUACUUUCCUCCCCCCCUCCCCUUUUUUUUGAUUGUCACCCACUUUGCUGAUGCUCAAAGUCCUAUCAGUUUCCCCAACUCUUAUUGAACUGCCUGCGAGCCUUUCUUGCCAUAAAAACCUGAAAGAGCUUUUUUUAUAAAGUCCAUGGUCAUGCAGUGUACUCUUUCUAUAUAAUAAUCUUUCAGAAUUUUUUAUGCAAACAAGUCUACCCCUUUUCUUUAGCUUCUCGAGACUCAAUUCAAGGGCACAUUGGCUUGGUGGGUCUCUAAGUCUGCAUUCUUUGUAUGCAGUGUUCAAGUCAUUUGACGAACCCACAUAACUUUGGUUAGGUGGCACCAUGCAUCAUUUUUUGCCAUGAUAGCUCAAAAGUAUCUUUCUUAACACAAAUCAAGAAAGGGCACACUGUUGUGUUCAACAUGUUUCAGUCAUGAAAUUAAGGAGUUGUAAAGACUUCCCUUAUAGUGAACAAACAUCACAAUUGCCCAUUCAAUGGGACUAUGUGAACUUCUGCUUUUAGUCUUCUCUCAGUUAUUGUGCUUAUAUUUGUAUACCUCACUGCAAAAAAAGAAAAAAAAUGGGGAGGUCAAAUAGCGUUUCAUGCUGUUAAAUGUUCAGCAGUUCAUCAUGUGAAGUAGUUAUCUAUUGCAGCUCACUUGCAAAAGCAAACAAUGCCUUUUUGAUCAAAUCAUUUAAUUGAAGACAUUAUCGCUUAUUUGGUAGCAUUCUCAGUUCAAACUGUUCCUACCCAAAAAUGCAAAAUAAUCUUUGUUUUCAUUGUACCUGUCAAAUAGCCUGUGUAUGCCCUGCUGCAGUACAAGUCCUGCGAAAACUUGGCCUAAUGCUGUGGUUGUAGGUAAAUCGAUUUACCUUCAGUUCACAGUUAAGAUGUACUUUUUAGAGUAUCAAACAGUGCAAUUUAACUUCUUUUCUGCCCUGCCCCUUUCCAAGAAAAAAAAAAUGAGCAAGGCUUUAGCUAAAAGCAAUAUGAAGCAAUGGAUGGGUGUACGAAAUACAUUGUGCGCACGUAUUUUUUUGUCGUGCUAGCAGUGAAGCUUUUUCUUUUUUUUUUUUUAUCCUGAAAGCACGGAUUGUCAUGCUAGACUGCUGGAUACUCCGCAGGGUGAACUUUGACUGAAUGUAUAGGUUAACAAUCAGAGGCCUUUGCGCCAAGGUGAUAGCUUCCGCCACUCUGAUACAGUUCAUCUUGCUGAUAUAAACUGAAAAACAGCUCAAACUGCGCAACGGAGAUGAAGCGUGUGAACACUUUGAGCAAAUAAAAUUUACAAAAAAUAAACCUA
Rhipicephalus microplus (southern cattle tick) is the source of this 4226-nucleotide messenger RNA. RefSeq names its product leucine-rich repeat flightless-interacting protein 2. The record is from RefSeq and is a predicted model, not a curated record. NCBI's taxonomy places the organism in Eukaryota, Metazoa, Arthropoda, Arachnida, Ixodida, Ixodidae. Gene Ontology annotation, biological process: regulation of DNA-templated transcription.